CCCUACGUUCCAUCACCUGUUCCCCAUCUGCCUGAGGCCCCUCCUCCUGGCCCUCAGGAGAGAACUCUUAAGCACCAGGAGAGCCAGGGCCCAAGGAAUUGGCUGAGCAGUCAGUAGUAUCAGGUGUGGAGCUGGGAGCCCCUGACGUGCACCUGCAUGGCCCUGUGUUUUUGUGGACGGACUUAGAGACACUUUGCAUCAGAGGCUAGGUGCUCCGGGUCCAUUUGUGUGAUUGCGUAUCAGACCAUGUGCAACUUCCCGGCUUUGUCUCCAUGUGUGUGGUAUGUGGUUUGGGUUGAUUCGAGGGUCCAACGGACAAUGUGUGGAAGGGGUAGGGCUGUCUCCCCAGCCCCUGGGAAGUACCAGGGAGGAGAGGGUGGGGAGGAGAGUGCCGAGGAGUAGAGGCUUCGAACUGGUCAGAUGACUUUGGGAGCUUGGGAGCAGGAGCCAGGAAUUGAGAGGAGAGGACAAGUGGACAGAGGAACGGGCUGGAGGCUGGACAGGCCGUCGGAUUUCGGGGCUGUGACAUGAAGCUGCUACCCAGCUGGACAGCGGUGCUGCGGGGGAAGCCUUGGGGCAGGGCCUGGCCAUGGGCACAGCGACCCACAAGAACUGCUCACACCUGUGCCCCAAAGAUGAGGGCCCAGGAGGACCCUGAGGGCCAGACACAGCAUGAGUCCCUGGGCUCAGCAGGGACCUCCACGAAGGACCCCCCGACGGCCCUGUGCAAAGAGCCCAAGUCUGACAUGUUGUACAAGAUUGAGGAUGUGCCGCCCUGGUACCUGUGCGUCCUGCUGGGCUUCCAGCAUUACCUGACCUGCUUCAGUGGCACCAUCGCUGUGCCCUUCCUCCUGGCUGAGGCGCUGUGUGUGGGCCGUGACCAGUACAUGGUCAGCCAGCUCAUUGGCACCAUCUUCACCUGUGUGGGCAUCACCACCCUCAUCCAGACCACACUGGGCAUCCGGCUGCCGCUGUUCCAGGCCAGCGCCUUUGCAUUUCUGGUCCCAGCCAAAGCCAUCCUGGCCCUGGAUAGAUGGAAAUGCCCUCCAGAAGAGGAGAUCUACGGUAACUGGAGUCUGCCCCUGGAUACCUCUCAUAUUUGGCACCCACGGAUACGAGAGGUCCAGGGUGCAAUCAUGGUGUCCAGUAUGGUGGAGGUGGUGAUUGGGCUGAUGGGGCUGCCUGGGGCCCUGCUCAGUUACAUCGGGCCUCUUACAGUCACCCCCACUGUCUCCCUCAUUGGUCUCUCUGUCUUCCAAGCUGCUGGUGACCGAGCUGGCUCCCACUGGGGUAUCUCAGCUUGCUCCAUUCUCCUGAUUGUCCUCUUCUCCCAGUACCUGCGAAAUCUCACCUUCUUGCUGCCUGUCUACUGCUGGGGAAAGGGCCUCACUCUCUUCCGCAUCCAGAUCUUCAAGAUGUUUCCCAUCGUGCUAGCCAUCAUGACCGUGUGGCUGCUCUGCUAUAUACUGACCCUGACGGACGUGCUGCCCUCAGACCCCACAGCCUACGGCUUCCAGGCACGAACAGAUGCCCGAGGCGACAUCGUGGCUAUUGCUCCCUGGAUCCGCAUCCCCUACCCCUGUCAGUGGGGGCUUCCCACAGUGACUGCGGCUGCUGUCCUGGGAAUGUUUAGUGCCACAUUAGCAGGCAUCAUUGAGUCCAUCGGAGAUUACUAUGCUUGUGCCCGCCUGGCUGGCGCACCACCCCCUCCAGUGCACGCUAUCAACAGGGGUAUCUUCACCGAAGGCAUCUGUUGCAUUAUCGCAGGGCUGCUGGGCACGGGCAACGGGUCCACCUCAUCCAGCCCCAACAUUGGUGUCCUGGGGAUUACCAAGCCCCACCCCUUGGCUCACUGGCAGGUGGGUAGCCGGCGCGUGGUGCAGUAUGGUGCGGGUAUCAUGCUGGUCCUGGGCACCAUUGGCAAAUUCACGGCCCUCUUCGCCUCGCUCCCUGACCCCAUCCUAGGGGGGAUGUUCUGCACCCUUUUUGGCAUGAUUACAGCUGUGGGGCUGUCUAACCUGCAGUUCGUGGACAUGAACUCCUCCCGCAACCUCUUCGUGCUUGGAUUUUCCAUGUUCUUCGGGCUCACGCUGCCCAAUUACCUGGACUCCAACCCGGAUGCCAUCAACACAGGCAUUCCUGAAGUGGACCAGAUUCUGACUGUGCUGCUGACUACGGAGAUGUUUGUGGGUGGGUGCCUCGCUUUCAUACUGGACAACACAGUGCCAGGAAGCCCAGAGGAACGAGGUCUGAUACAGUGGAAAGCUGGGGCCCAUGCCAACAGUGAGAUGUCUACCAGCCUGAAGAGCUAUGACUUUCCCUUUGGGAUGAGCAUGGUAAAAAGAAUUGCCUUUCUGAAAUACAUUCCUAUCUGCCCAGUCUUCAAAGGAUUUUCUUCAAGGUCAAAAGACCAGCUUCCAGUUCCAGAAGAUACCCCACAAAAUACAGAAACUGGGUCGGUGUGCACCAAGGUCUGAAAAACUGCACCCAGGAAAGGUAGCAUGGUAUAUAAGAGGAGAAGAAAACUGCAUGGGGAGUCAGAAGACCUAAGUUGGAAUCCCAGCUCUGCUAACUAACUUCUUAUAUAGGCCUGGAUAAGUCACUCUCUGGGACUUCGUUUUUGCAUCAGUUAGGGGAAGACUGGGCCAAAGCCUCUAAGAGCCUGAGAGACUUGUACCACCAUUAUUUUGUAUUUCUAAAUCUUUACUUUCCUAAGCAGAUGUGUCAGCAUAUAGGGAAUAGCUGGAAAUUUUCCUCUACCACAUCUUUGAAUGCAAGUUGAUCAAGACAAAAAGAAACCAGGACGGAUUCCAGGGCCUGAAAUGUAGGCAUGCUGGCAGGAUUUUAGAUUGAAUCUGAGCCCCCAAUAUCACUUACUUCAAGACCAAAGCAUAUUAAACAACAUGUUGGAGCAAUAAUUUAAGUUCCAUAAUUUAUACACAACCAUUCCCUUCUCUCAAGGGAAAUAAAUAUAUCUAAACUUUAA
Molecule: messenger RNA, 2986 nt
Organism: Balaenoptera musculus (blue whale)
Lineage: Eukaryota; Metazoa; Chordata; Mammalia; Artiodactyla; Balaenopteridae
Gene: SLC23A1
Product: solute carrier family 23 member 1
Exons: 16
Coding region: 528-2477 (649 amino acids)
Biological process (GO): transmembrane transport
Cellular component (GO): membrane
Molecular function (GO): transmembrane transporter activity
Source: RefSeq, a predicted model, not a curated record